GGAUCACAUCUAGUCGAAGAAAAGACAUUUCCUCUUCCUUGGAAGGAAGGAGCCAAGAAAAUGACCCACCAAGGGGCUGUUCUGCAAAGCUAUAAUAACGAGCUUGUGAAAUUUGUAGAGGAGAUGUACUUGCAAAGAGAAGAACUAAACAAGCAAAUCCAGGAAGAGGAAGAGGAGAAGAAGAAAGUCCAGGAGGAACUUGAGAUGCGGACAAAAGAAUUGGCCUGUGUUUGUGAACACUUAGCGUGGAAAAUCACUGCCCAGAAGGAACUGGAUAAAAUUCUUGCUGAAACAGAACUAGCUUAUGAGAAGAUCUUGGAAAGUUCUCGGACGCUGUUGAAUGUUUUGAAAACCGAAAUGGGGAAUUUGGACAAAAUGAUAGAGCCAAAAAGUACUGUAGUGAGGGAUGUUCACCUGUUGGGAGUCCAGUCAACUCAAUGCUAAGUUUGGUAAAACGUUAUACACAUGCCAUGCUUUGCUCUUUUGUAGCAUGUUCCCUCAUGUGUCAAGGUACAAUUUUUAAAAUCAAAGAAGCAACAAAUAAGUAGAAAUAAAGUUCUUAAAAAUUAAGUAUUUAACUUAAACAGAUUUUGAACAGAAAGCAUUUGCAGCGGGGUCCAAUUGUUUGAGGUGCCAACAGUUCAAAAAAAUUGAGGACUAAAGGCUCUUAAGUUUAGCAUUAUAGUUCUGAAAGCCAUUAUUAUUAUUAUUAUUAUUUCUUUCCCACUUCUCCUUAAGGAUCUAUGCAGGGUACAACAUGUUAGAAUAAAAUCUAUGAAAAGCAGA
This is a messenger RNA of Sceloporus undulatus (fence lizard), 786 nucleotides long. Its product is annotated as Sjoegren syndrome nuclear autoantigen 1-like. Lineage: Eukaryota; Metazoa; Chordata; Lepidosauria; Squamata; Phrynosomatidae. The record is from RefSeq and is a predicted model, not a curated record. The transcript has a single exon. Gene Ontology annotation, cellular component: centrosome; ciliary basal body. The coding region runs from base 61 to 444 and encodes 127 amino acids.